Messenger RNA from Pogona vitticeps (central bearded dragon), 1887 nucleotides. Lineage: Eukaryota; Metazoa; Chordata; Lepidosauria; Squamata; Agamidae. The record is from RefSeq and is a predicted model, not a curated record.
CAGAAUUGAAGACUCUUGUUUUCCAUGACCACAGCAUUUGGAGGGAGACGAGAGGGAGACCCGUGAAGGCGUCGAGAAAGCUUCCCGCCCAUCACUGCUGCUCAACUCAGGCAUGACCACCGGCCGAAUCAACUCUUACAGCAUAGUCUCUUCCGAGGAAGACGGGUUGACUUUGACCACCAUGCCUGGGGUGAAUGGCUUUAGAAACGGGAAAAUCCACACCAGGAGGAAAUGCCGGAACCGGUUUGUGAAGAAAAACGGCCAGUGCAACAUUGAGUUCACCAACAUGGAUGAUAAACCCCAGAGGUAUAUCGCGGACAUGUUCACCACUUGCGUGGACGUCCGUUGGAGGUAUAUGCUGCUGCUUUUCUCCCUCGCCUUCCUGGCGUCUUGGUUGGUGUUUGGUGUUAUAUUUUGGCUCAUCGCACUGGUCCACGGUGAUAUAGAGAAGCCGACGAAGGACGAAACAUUCACCCCUUGCCUCCUUCAGGUCAAUGGCUUCGUGGCGGCUUUCCUGUUCUCUAUUGAGACGCAGACCACCAUCGGCUAUGGAUUCCGUUGCGUGACGGAGGAGUGCCCGCUCGCGGUCUUCAUGGUGGUCCUCCAGUCCAUCGUGGGGUGUAUCAUAGACUCGUUCAUGAUCGGCGCCAUCAUGGCAAAAAUGGCGAGGCCCAAGAAGAGGGCCGAGACCUUACUCUUCAGCCACCACGCGGUCAUUGCCAUGAGGGACGGCAAGCUCUGCCUUAUGUGGAGGGUCGGCAACCUUCGCAAGAGCCACAUCGUGGAAGCCCACGUCAGGGCCCAGCUGAUUAAAUCCAGAAUCACAGAAGAGGGGGAAUACAUCCCCCUCGACCAAAUAGACAUUGACGUCGGGUUCGACAAAGGACUGGACCGUAUUUUCUUGGUAUCCCCGCUCACCAUCCUCCAUGAGAUCAAUGAGGAGAGUCCGCUUUUUGGGAUUGGCCGACAGGAUUUGGAAACCGAUGACUUUGAAAUCGUGGUCAUCCUCGAGGGGAUGGUGGAAGCCACCGCCAUGACGACGCAAGCUCGGAGUUCCUACUUGUCCAGCGAGAUUCUCUGGGGCCACCGCUUUGAGCCAGUAUUAUUCGAGGAGAAAAACCAAUACAAAGUGGACUACUCUCAUUUCCACAAGACCUACGAGGUCCCGUCCACCCCUUCCUGUAGUGCCAAGGACCUCAUGGAAAAUAAAUUCCUUCUUCCAGGCACAAAUUCCUUCUGCUACGAGAACGAGCUUGCCUUCAUUAGCCGCGAUGAGGAGGAGGAGGAAGAUGACGACGAUAGCAGAGGAUUAGAUGAUCCGGGCUCAGAGAACCAGCAGGAGUUUGACAGGCUUCAAGCCACUGUUGGGUUGGACCAGAGAUCCUACAGAAGGGAAUCAGAGAUAUGACCCCAUGACUGUUUUUGAGGGCAUCUCUCUAUCCCCCCCCUCUCCUCCGGGUCUCUGUCCUUUACUAAACAGAAAAGAAGAAUAAGAACCCAACUCUAAUUAUGCAGAACAAUGCAAGUGCCAUAGGAAUGCCUGAGAAACCAUGUGGUUUGUAGGGUGUUUUUCUUUCUAAAUCUCAUUGCAAUAACCACUGAGCGCCACGGGGAUGGGGAACCAGGGCCCGCCUCUGAGUGCUGUGGGACCUCCAGUGUUCAUAAAGUCGUUCACAGAACAGACGAGACGUCAGAUUCAAAAUGGCGUCAGAUUCAAAAUGGCGGCAGGAGAAGCUGAAAGCAAAGCAAGAAAACCCUCGCCUUGCAUGAGUUAGCACCUCAUGUGGAGGGAGAUAUUUCCACUUCCCCUUUUCCUUGUCAAUAAAUGAGGGUCUUUUACAUUUUUUUUAAAGCUAAGCACUAUAAAGGUGGAAAGGGAAAGAAUAU